ACAGACAUGUGACUCACACUGGCCUUCUGCUGAGCUUGCUCUGUGUGAGGAAGCAAGAGAGAGAAAGAGAGAAAAUGGCGGAAAAUGGAGGGAGAAAGCAGCAGCAGAUGGGAGGCCCUUGAGAGCUGCUCCCUACAAAACGUGCCUCGUGGCGAAAGGUGUGGGAGUCCCAGAGGUGGCCUAGUUUACUCCUCCCUCUCGGGCAGCACCAUGGCCUCAGAGGCACCGUCCGGAUCGUCUCUUCUCUGGGAUAGAGUGGAAAGAGCAGCCGGGCAGCCCCGUCAGGAUCUGUUGCCCUUCCAGGGUCUGGUGACCUUUGAAGAGAUGGCUGUGUAUUUCACAGAGGAGGAAUGGGCCCUGCUGGAUCCUGGCCAAAGAGCUCUGCACAGGGAAGUCAUAGAGGAGAAUUAUGAGAUGGUGGCCUCUCUCGCAGGUGAUGGACAGAAGAAUGACAAUUAUGGAGAACCGCUGAUGGUGCCACUGGAAAUAGCCAAGAGUGAGGGUCAAAAGGAGAUCUUUGGAAAUCACAGGAGACCAAAAACGUCUGAAAGAAAUCAGUCAAAGAAUGGGAGCAAGAAAGCCUCUACUUCUCAUACUUUUCAUCAAAGAACACACACCAGAGAAAAACCAUUUCAAUGCAUGGAGUGUGGAAAGAGCUUCACUCGGAAUUAUCACUUUACUUUACAUCUCAGAACCCACACAGGGGAGAAACUCUUUAAAUGCAGGGAGUGUGGAAAGUGCUUCAGUAGGAAAGAUUGCUGUACUUUACAUGAAAGGAAGCACACAGGUGAGAAACUCUUUAAAUGCAGGGAGUGUGGAAAGAGCUUCAGUGUAAAGAAUAACCUUACUUCACAUCAAAGAAGCCACAUAGGGGAGAAACUAUUUAAAUGUGUGGAGUGUGGAAAGAGCUUCAGUCAGAGCAGUAAACUUACUUUACAUCACAGAAAACACACAGGUGAGAAACCAUUUAAAUGCAGGGAGUGUGGCAAGUGCUUCAGUCAGAAUUAUAACCUUACUACACAUGAACGAACCCACACAGCGGUGAAACCAUUUAAAUGCAUGGAGUGUGGCAAGAGCUUUAGUCAGAGCAGUAAACUUAGUUUACAUCAGAGAAAACACACAGGGGAGAAACUGUUUAAAUGCAUGGAGUGUGGCAAGAGCUUCAGUGUAAAGAAUAACCUUACUUCACACCAAAGAACCCACACAGGGGAGAAGCCAUUUAAAUGUGUGGAGUGUGGCAAGAGCUUCAGUGUAAAGAAUAACCUUACUUCACGCCAAAGAACCCACACAGGGGAGAAGUCAUUUAAAUGCAUGGAGUGUGGAAAGAGCUUCAGUUGGAGCAGUAAACUUACUUUACAUCACAGAAUCUAUACAGGGGAGAAACCGUUUAAAUGCAGGGAGUAUGGAAAGUGCUUUCGUCAGAAUGGUCAACUUACAUUACAUCAAAGAACGCACACGGAGAAACCAUUUAAAUGCAUGGAGUGUGGCAAGAGCUUCAGUCAGAGCAGUAAACUUACUUUACAUCAGAGAAAACACACAGGCGAGAAACCAUUUAAAUGCAGGGAGUGUGGCAAGUGCUUCAGUCAGAAUUGUAACCUUACUACACAUGAACGAACCCACACAGGGGGAAAUCAUUUAAAUGCAUGGAGUGUGGCAAGAGCUUCAGUCAGAGCAGUAAACUUAGUUUACAUCAGAGAAAACACAGGGGAGAAACUGUUUAAAUGCAUGGAGUGUGGCAAGUGCUUCAGUCAGAAUUGUAACCUUACUGCACAUGAAUGAACCCACACAGGGGAGAAACCAUUUAAAUGCAGGGAGUGUGGCAAGUGCUUCAGUCAGAAUAGUCACCUUACAGUACAUGAAAGAACCCACACAGGGGAGAAACCAUUUAAAUGCAGUGAGUGUGGAAGGAGCUUCAGUCAGAAUGGUCACCUUACAAUACAUGAAAGAACCCACAAGGGAGAAACCAUAUAAAUGCAUGGAGUAUGGAAAGCACUUCCGUCAGAGCAGUAGCCUAACUUCAUUUUUUUAAAUGCAGGGAGUGUGGAAACAGCUUCAAGGUAAGCAGUCGCCUUGCAUUACACCACAGAACACACGCGGGAGAAACCAUUUAAAUGCAGGGAGUAUGGAAAGAACUUCAAUGUGAGCCGUACUCGUCAUCUUGCAGGCUACACAGAUUAAAGCCCUAUACAGGUUGGGACCAAGAUGCCCAAAAGAUUAUCUCACCUGUUAUAUAUGCAGCCAAUCACUGAAGUCUGCAAAAGUUGGCCUCUUAC
Rhineura floridana is the source of this 2273-nucleotide messenger RNA. Its product is annotated as zinc finger protein OZF-like. NCBI's taxonomy places the organism in Eukaryota, Metazoa, Chordata, Lepidosauria, Squamata, Rhineuridae. Gene Ontology annotation, cellular component: nucleus. Gene Ontology annotation, molecular function: RNA polymerase II cis-regulatory region sequence-specific DNA binding; DNA-binding transcription activator activity, RNA polymerase II-specific. The coding region runs from base 85 to 1779 and encodes 564 amino acids. Gene Ontology annotation, biological process: regulation of transcription by RNA polymerase II. The record is from RefSeq and is a predicted model, not a curated record. The transcript is spliced from 4 exons.